This is a messenger RNA of Plectropomus leopardus (leopard coralgrouper), 6464 nucleotides long. The record is from RefSeq and is a predicted model, not a curated record. Lineage: Eukaryota; Metazoa; Chordata; Actinopteri; Perciformes; Serranidae.
GUCACGUGACGCUGCAUUAGCUCGCUGACUCUGCUAUGUUUGUCGUUUGCGCUAAACCGUUUAGAAAUGACAACUUUGUCGCUUUUGUCGGUUUAUCACCGCGGAGGGACGUCGCGCGGCCGCUCGGAGACCCGUUUUUACCGACGCUGCUCGAGGACUUUGACUGCGAAAACGGGCCUUCGCGUCACGUGACCGGCAUGCGGCUGAGCGUUUGAUAAAAAAAGAUGGCGUGAGCUCGGCGGAGCGAAGAGGACAACAAACCGCCGCCGACCGACCGGGAGCUCACAGCGGCCGCUCAGCUGUCAAAUGGAUCCUGGACAGGAUUUACUCCUCGCUGCCCUGAGUGAGAGUGGCAUUUGCCCAAAUGAUAUCGGACUAUUUGAUGUUGAUUCUCAGGAUGUUGCACAGCCCUCUACAACCCAGCAAUCUAUCUCCAUCAGUGCCCUGGAUGUUGGCGCGGGGACAGAGUCAGUGGAAGUUGUUCGACCUGAGCCUCCAGCUCCAGUCCCUAUCGUUACCAUCAGGCACAAACCUCAGCCAUCAACCACCACGUUUGUCUUAAAUCAGCUGAAUCAGUUGCCGUCGCUCGGAGCUGCUGUGACCAAACAAUCAGUUACAAACCCGAUCAAACACACCAUCACCGUCACCAAAGUGGUCCAUGUUGCAAAUUCAGCCCUGCGAGGAUCUUCGACCCCCUCCUCCACAAGUAUUCCUCCUUCGGCGUCCACAGUAGUGCCUUCUAACAGAGAUCAGCAGAUUCAGUUGAAAGACCUCCUUCGGCCCGGCAAUGUGAAGAGCACCGGACUGAAGGGCAACAGUCUGAUGGAGCUCAUGAAGCUGAAGCCUCCACCUAACAUUGCACCGCCAGUAGCAACAGCAACAGCCACAGGUGAAAUGAACAAUGGGAUCAAGAAGGAAGUUCUGGGUAAAGAUGCUGCCAGAAACUGGAUUAAUGACGACAUUAAAGUGCAAACCUUCUCACACUCUCUGAAAAUCCCCGGGAUGAAGGAGGAGGAUGAGCCUGAGGAGGAGGAGGAAGAAGAGCUGGGCCAUGCUGAGACUUAUGCAGAGUACAUGCCAAUGAAAUUGAAGAUCGGUCUGCGGCACCCUGAUCCCGUGGUGGAGACCAGCUCCCUGUCCAGUGUCAACCCUCCAGAUGUGUGGUACAGACUGUCGAUCCCAGAAGAAGUCAUUGAUCGCGGCUGCCUGUCGGCUCUGCAGCUGGAGGCCAUAACAUACGCAGCUCAGCAACAUGAGACAUUCCUCCCCAGCGGUGAUCGGGCUGCUUAUUUGAUCGGAGAUGGAGCCGGUGUGGGAAAAGGCCGGACCAUCGCAGGGAUCAUCUAUGAAAAUUACCUUUUAGGCAGGAAGAGAUCACUUUGGUUCAGUGUCUCAAACGACUUGAAGUACGAUGCUGAGAGGGAUUUAAGGGACAUUGGAGCCAAAAACAUCCAGGUUCACUCACUCAACAAGUUCAAAUACGGGAAAAUCUCCUCUAAACACAAUGGGAGUGUGAAGAAGGGUGUGAUUUUUGCCACCUACUCUUCGUUGAUCGGAGAAAGUCAGUCAGGAGGAAAGUACAAGACCAGAUUUCAGCAGCUCCUCCACUGGUGUGGGGAGGACUUUGACGGCGUCAUCGUGUAUGACGAGUGUCACAAAGCCAAAAACGUUUGUCCAAUCGGAUCAUCCAAACCUACAAAAACUGGGCUUGCAGUGUUGGAACUGCAGAACAAACUCCCCAACGCUCGGGUCGUGUAUGCAAGUGCUACAGGUGCCUCUGAACCGCGAAAUAUGGCCUAUAUGAAUCGUCUGGGCAUCUGGGGUCAUAAAACACCGUUCAGAGAAUUUGGCAACUUUAUCCAAGCUGUUGAACGCAGAGGUGUUGGUGCCAUGGAGAUUGUAGCUAUGGACAUGAAACUGAGGGGGAUGUACAUCGCGAGGCAGUUGAGUUUUACAGGUGUGACUUUUAAGAUCGAGGAGGUUCCACUGACGCAGCAAUACAUCCACAUGUACAACAAAUCUGUGAGGCUGUGGGUGAAAGCACGUGAGAAGUUCCAGCAGGCGGCGAACCUGAUGGAUGCAGAGCAACGCAUGAAGAAGUCCAUGUGGGGGCAGUUCUGGUCGGCUCAUCAGAGGUUCUUCAAAUACCUCUGCAUCGCCUCCAAAGUCCGCAGAGUGGUGCAGCUCGCCAGGGAGGAGGUCCAGAACGGAAAGUGCGUAGUGAUCGGUCUUCAGUCCACCGGAGAAGCCAGAACGCUCGAGGCCUUGGAGGAAGGAGGAGGAGAGCUCAACGACUUUGUGUCAACUGCAAAGGGUGUGCUGCAGUCCUUGAUUGAGAAGCACUUUCCAGCUCCUGACAGACAGAAGCUUUACAGCCUGCUGGGUAUCGACCUCUCCGCUAAGAAGACGCCUUCGCCCACUGAAACGGCGGCAAAGCCAGAACAGAAGGGCAAGAAAAGAAAAGAUCAUGGCUCAGUCAGAAAGGAACAAAAGAAAGGAAAAGAGAGAAGAAGAAAAAAAGAAGAAGGAGAGUAUCGAUCCAGACCCAUCAAAGUUGCCUUUGUUAGCCUCUGGGCCUGUGGCUCCACCAGGCCCACCUUCACUGCCCCUGUUAUCCCCCCCAGCACACUGCCACAGAUGACCGUCGAGAAGGUCGUGUGGUCAGUAACGGUACGACGGCAGCAUCAGACGUAUGAAUCUCGCUCUGAGCUGGACGUUCCCCGUGGAAAUCCUCAAUCUCACAGAGAAGCAGAGGUUCAUGGAUGGUUAAGAGAAGGGUGGGUGUGUGGAGAGGUGCGUGGGGAUGUCGUGGGAGGGGAAAGCGACGCAUGCGAUUGGGCGGAUCAGAACGGACCAGAGUAUAUGGUUAUUCUAUGUUCAGAUUUUCAGAUGAGGAACAACAAGAAAACCGCCAUCCUGGUCAAAGAGGUGAACACCAAGAAGAGGCUCUUCCUGGUUUACAGGCCGAACACGGGCAGACAGCUCAAACUGGAGACGUACGCAGACAUCAAGAAGAAGUUUAAAAAGGUUUUGUCAGAAGACGCCAAGCAGCACUGGACGGACCAGUACAAGCUGUCAGCAAAGAUCUGCUCUCACGCAUAUUGGCGGGGUAACUGUAAGAAAGCGGCGGUGGGUCUUCAGUGCGAAGUCGGUCUUCGGUGUCGGACGUACUACGUGCUGUGCGGCUCGGUGCUCAGCGUGUGGAACGAGCUGGAGGAAGUGCUCACCCCCGUCAGUGGAACCAACGUGAAGGUGCAGAUCGUCCGCCUCAGAACGGAGGAUGGACAGAGGAUAGUUGGACUGAUCAUUCCAGCGAACUGCGUGUCUCCAUUAUGUAACAAGCUGUCCACGUCGGACCAGUGCCAGCAGCUCGCCGUGCAGGAGCUGCAGAAGCUGCAGCAGCUCCACCCCCAAAGUCUCAGCCACGCGCCCAACACAUAGUUCAGGGCGCCUUCAGUCCCAUCUCCACCCCGCGAGUUCACGUCCCCGUCUAAAGGGAUCUGACUCGGUCUCUGUCUCUGCACGGCAGGCUCCAGGACCGCUGUCCCUUGCUCUGCGCCCUCUCGCCCCCCUAAUUGUCUCUGAGGGUCGGAGGACUCGCGCCCGGCUGUGGUGCCUCUCAGAUGUAAAGCAGUGGUUGUACAGAGAUGAGUUCAGGGUUUUUCUUUCCUUUUUUUGUUUUUUUUAAAUCUCCGGAGACUCUUGUUUUCACCUAGAGAGAUUUUGACGGGUGAUGUUUUGUCCUCUGACAUUCAGAGUGAAAAGAUUUGUGAUAUAGUGAUGGAGACAGAGUUGAAACCCAGAGGACACGUUGGCUGUCGAGUUGUCCACCUUUCACGCACGCUUUAAGACGUUCGGUCCGGACCGCCUGGUAGGAGGCGAAGGGUUAAUCCUGGUUCAGACCAAAGGUGGGAGACACAAAGACCACUGUGUGUAUGAAAAAAGGCGAUUAAUGGAAAACAAUUCCAUAUUAAUAUCAGAUUAAAUUUGUCCCAUGUGAUACUCCUCAGACGAUGUUCAGCCCUGUUAGCAAAGAAAAAAAAGCUUUAAAGUCGAAAAACAGAUGCACAACAUUAAUCCAAAUUUUCUGUGUCGUGAAACAACAAAACAAAAAGUUUUUAGUUUUUUUUUAUCACGGAGCAGUUUAUUCCCGUGUCCUUGUUUUGCACACAAGUCUCACAUUUACUAAAGUCCCUUGUUUGAUUUCAAACUUUAUCAUUUUAUUUCUUUGUCCAAACUGUAAAUUAAAGGAUAAGUUCACUUUUUUCCCUCAAGUCUUAAAACAACAGUUUGUUCCUGCAGUCAGGCUCAUUUACACAGUUUGACUGGUGAAAGAUUUCGGUGUCAGCUGGUCUGCUGACGUCUAUUUAUAGAGCAGGAAAGUGAGAAAAUGUUUUCUCGAAAGAUAACAUUGAAGCAGUCGCUUUGUCGAGGAACGAGUCCAGUUAUCAAACCGUCGUGUUCACGGUGUCGCGCAGAAAACCCUGUUUAGCGUUUAAACAAAAGUCAUAAUUUAUUACUUGUUUUUUCCAGAAUUGUGAAAUAAUUAUGCUGCGGUCAAGUGAACUGUGGUUUGUAAAAUUAUCUCGUGAUCUCGAGAAAACAAACACAAAAUUGAGAAAUUAGUCUUCCAUUUUACCAAAAGCCAACAAAAAUUAACUCGUAUUUUGAGAUCAAGGCUGUAAAAUAUAAUUGCAGCACAGCCUGUCUUGGUUUCUGCAGAAACCUCCCACAGUGGAAACUAAAACGUUUUUUUUGUAGUUUGUGUUGCAGGUUGGUUUGAGAUAAAGAUCUUUUUUUAAAGGUCACGGGUUCAUUUAUGUGGAGUCACUGAGAUAAUUCAUCAUGAGAAAACGACUUGUUUCAUCAGAAAGCAGAAUAAUUAUACGAGCAGCGGCUUCCUCGACCUCUUCAUUUGAGAAAACAAGUGUUUUCUUGUGAUAAAUUAUCCUGAGAAAUCUGCCUUUUGAUUUCACUAAAAAACCUGCGUAGAUAAAGUCAUUAUUACGAGAAAACAAGCUUUACAAUUUUGAGAUUAUCAGCAUUAAAAAUGUAAGCACAACUGUUGUUGGCUGCUGUAGCUUUCAAUCUGCAGCACAAAUUACUUUUUUUUUUUUAUCUUUUAGUUUUUGCAGACCGGGGAAAAUGGAAGUACUGAUUAUUUAAUCACAGGAAAACAUGCUUUGUUUUCCAAAAACCAAAUAAAUGCAUGAAAUAACUCAUUAUCACGAGGAAACAAGCUUUGCAAUCUCAAGAUUAUCAGCAUAAAAAAUGCAAAAACAACCUUUCCUGGUUUCUGUAGCUUUCAAUCUGCAGCACAAACUACAAUUUUAUGUCAUUUUUUAAUGUUAUUUUCUGCAGACGGGAAAAUGGAAGUACAGAUUAUUUAAACCUUUAUCAUAGGAAAACAUGAUUUUUUUUUUUUGUUUUGUUUUAAAAGCACAGUUUCCAUAGAAACCACCUUUGGUCUUUACCUGGAUGUCAGCCGGACUAACUCAUUCAAAGAGAACAACAAUCAUCUAAAGCAGCCAAGAGUUAGUGAGAAAUGUGAAAUCCUUGUCACUUUUUCAUUUCCCAUCAGUCUCUAUAGCUCUGUGCUCUGCUCAUGGUUUUUUUUUUUGCCUUUUUUUAAUGAAAUUCUGCUCAGGGGUUAAACUCAUACAAAGACCCUCUUUGAAAACAAAAUCUUUGCAACGUACCUGAAAUGCAUGACCAUAACUCAAACUGCUCCUCCUGCUCAGUAAUCCGUGGCUCCGUGGUUAAAAGCUGUGUUUACAGCUCGUACUCUCACAGUUUUUAAAAAAAAAAAAAAAAAAACACGUCUCUCGCCGAGUUGUGAUUAAAACGGGCUUCUGUUUAUUCGUGUUCCUCCUCAGUCCUUUAUCGCAUAAUAUUAGAUCUGCACUGGAAGGGACAGACCAAAGACGCGAGCUGUCCUCGUAGAUUACAAAGACGGGAUGUGUUUUGUAUCUUUCGCAGUGCACUCGGACACAUCGGUGACCUGUGGACUCGUUAAUGUUACUGACCGUUUGUCCUCUUCUGUUCUGGAUCGAUGCGUCUGUGAGUGAGACUGGAAGGAAGUUAGUUUUUGUAUCAUACCAAUGUGCAUUUUGUACACUUUGUAAAAGGAUUUCAAUUCUGUUGGACAGACUCUGCUCUCUAAUUGGUCUUUUAACUUGAAUGUCCACCACAUAUAAGCCAACAACUCCUCUUUUUUUGUCUUUUUGAGAUGUAUUAUAUAUUUAAAUAUAUAUAUAUACACACACGGGCUGCUGACUAACGUUUUUGAACGCCGUCACGGCAGAUCGGCUCCUCUGAAGUUGAAACACUUGAAGGACUCUCUUUUUUGUUUGUUUUUUUCUUUCAUUCUUGCACGAGUUGCACUACUGACAGAGUUGUACAAAAAUUCGACAUGACCUGUACAUGAAUGAGUGUGAUGCUCAAUAAAGCUUGGUAUACUUCUA